This is a messenger RNA of Acaromyces ingoldii, 2095 nucleotides long. Its product is annotated as arginyl-tRNA synthetase. NCBI's taxonomy places the organism in Eukaryota, Fungi, Basidiomycota, Exobasidiomycetes, Exobasidiales, Cryptobasidiaceae. Gene Ontology annotation, molecular function: arginine-tRNA ligase activity; ATP binding. Gene Ontology annotation, biological process: mitochondrial translation; arginyl-tRNA aminoacylation. Gene Ontology annotation, cellular component: mitochondrion; cytoplasm. Bases 121 to 2013 code for a protein of 630 amino acids. The record is from RefSeq and is a predicted model, not a curated record. The transcript has 4 exons.
CGACUACGGUCUAUCCUCAUUUCCACCACGUAUCUGCUCAGGAGCUUGUGCAGCCCUCUCCGACACGCCAGCGCCGCAUCCUACCAUCUCUUGAAGAGAGACGUUCGCGGUUUCAAGAGGAUGGCUCCCUUUAAUGGCGUCGCUCUGCUCUCGCAGCUGCCCGAGCUGCCCAAAAUUCAAGGUGUAGAACACACCGACAACCCCAACAUCGCUUUCAGGCUGGCAAUUGCACAGACGCUCGUCCAAGCCCUCCCCGAGAUCUCCCUCGAGGCUGCAUUCGAGGGUGUCCAGGUCAGCAACAAAGAGGGCGACUUCAGCGUCGCCAUCCCCCGGUUCCGGCUCAAAUCUGGCAAGCCCCCGGAGCUGGCGGAGAAGGUCGCAAAAGCCUUUCAACCAUCGCCAUGGAUUGAGAGCGUGCAAGCGAAAGGUGCAUUCCUGCACUACAUCGUUCCUACCUCGACCCUCUCGAAUCUCGUCCUCUCCACCAUCCAAGCCAUGACGCCGCCGCCUCCUUCAGAUUCUGCCGACAAGAAGAAGAGCGUCGCCGAGCAAACCUCUGCAUACGGUACCAACCGCAGUGGUGCGGGAAAGAAGGCCAUCGUCGAGUUCUCAUCGCCCAACAUUGCCAAGCCGUUCCAUGCUGGUCACCUGCGGAGUACCAUCAUUGGCGCUUUCUUGGCUAACCUGUACGAGGCGAACGGCUGGUAUGUUGAGCGGUGGAACUACUUGGGCGAUUGGGGCAAGCAAUUUGGCCUUCUCGCCGUCGCAUGGGAGAAGUUCGGAAACGAAGAGAAGCUCAAGGAGGACGCCGUCAAGCAUCUUUACGAUAUCUACGUGCAGAUCAACAGGGAGGCUGAUGAGCAUCCCGAGCUGCACGACCAGGCUCGGGCGUACUUCAAGAGUAUGGAGGACGGCGACGAAAAGGCUCUCGGUCUCUGGAAGAAGUUCCGGGACCUCUCGAUCAAGAAGUACGAAGAGACCUACGCCCGGCUCAACAUUCACUUUGACGUCUACAGUGGCGAGUCGCAGGUCAAGAAGGAGAACAUCGCCGAGGCCCUGGACAAGAUCCGCACCGCCGACUUUGUCGAGAGGGCCGAUAAUGGAGCGCUGCUCAUCGACCUGACCAAGUACAAGCUCGAGAAGGCCGUCGUGGAGCGGAAAGACGGCACGCCGCUUUACUUGACUCGUGACAUUGCCGAGGCCAAGCAGCGGUGGGACAAGAUGACUGCCGAAAAGGGAUCCGGGUUCGACAAGAUGUUCUACGUCAUUGCCACGCAGCAAGAUCUGCACACGGCCCAAUUCUUCAAAGUGCUCGAGUUGAUGGGCUACGACUGGGCGCAGCCAUCCAAGGAUCCCCGGAUGCAGCACAUCAAUUUCGGCAUGGUCACGGGCAUGUCGACCCGGAAGGGCACAGCCGUCUUCCUGGACCACAUUCUCGAAGAGACCAAGGAAAACAUGCACAAUGUCAUGAAGACCAAUGCGGAAAAGUAUGCCCAGGUAGAGGACCCAGAGACGACGGCCGACAUCACAGGCAUGACCGCUGUCAAGAUCCAGGACAUGCAGGGCAAGCGGAUCAACAACUACCAGUUCGACUGGGCGCGGAUGUUGAGUUUCGAAGGCGACACGGGGCCUUACCUUCAGUACAACCACGUUCGGCUUUGCUCUGUUGAGCGCAGGGUCGCCGAGACGGAUGGUUUGCGGUUGCCAGACCCCUUGGAUCCUGCGACGCUCCGGCUCGACUUGCUCAAAGAGGACAAGGCAAAGGAGCUUCUCAUCAUCCUCGCCAGCUGGCCAGAUAUUGUCAAGUACGCCACGCGGGAGCUCCAGCCCAGCGUCGUUGUCCAGUACUGCUUCCGGCUCACUCACGCUGUCUCGAGCGCGUGGGAGGUUGUCAUUGUCAAGGGCCAGGAGAAGGACGUCGCCCUCGCUCGGCUCUUCAUGUACCGGUGCGCUCGGCUUGUUCUGGGCGCCGCGCUCCGACUCCUGACGAUUCCUCCACUGGAGCGGAUGUAAAGCUAUCUUUUUUUUCCAAGCAAUCUAGACUAAAAGGAUUCUCGUGCAAAAAGUAAAGGAUGAUCUACCGGUAAGGAAAAGG